Molecule: messenger RNA, 3257 nt
Organism: Mastomys coucha (southern multimammate mouse)
Lineage: Eukaryota; Metazoa; Chordata; Mammalia; Rodentia; Muridae
Gene: Fam107a
Product: family with sequence similarity 107 member A
Exons: 4
Coding region: 300-818 (172 amino acids)
Biological process (GO): regulation of actin cytoskeleton organization; actin filament polymerization; actin filament bundle assembly
Cellular component (GO): synapse; neuron projection; stress fiber
Source: RefSeq, a predicted model, not a curated record
GCCAGUGGCCAAGAACUGGGCGAAGUAGGCAGAAGGCCAGGCUGGCAGCGCUCUGUGUGAUGCUGCACGAGUAUCCGGACACCCGCCCGCUUCCCGGGGCACAGAGAUUGCCUGUGCCCCUUGGCCCUCCCACACCACCGCACACCCGACGCAGAUCUGGGAAGCAGACUGGAUCUCACGCACAGCCCACGGUAACCAGAUCCCCUACGGGUGGAGCAGUCGGGCGCGUCACUAUCUCCGAGUGAGACGCUGCUCAAGCCUCAGUCCAGGCUCCGCCGUGGGGAUACACAGCGCAGGGCAUGGCGCAGAAGCUGGGCGAGUGGGCCAAUGCGCCCGCCGAGGCCACCGGGCUGUACCGAGCGGUGCUGCUCAGGUCAGCCUCCAUGUACUCAGAGAUCCAGAGGGAGCGGGCUGACAUCGAGGGACUCAUGGCCCGGCCAGAGUACAGAGAGUGGAAUUCAGAGCUCAUCAAACCCAAGAAGUUGCUGAACCCUGUGAAGGCUUCUCGAAGCCAUCAGGAGCUGCACCGUGAGCUGCUCAUGAACCACAAAAGGGGCCUGGGUGUGGACAGCAAGCCUGAGCUGCAGCGGGUCCUGGAGCACCGUCGCAGGAAUCAGCUGAUAAAAAAGAAGGAGGAGGAGCUAGAGGCCAAGCGGAUGCAGUGCCCCUUCAAGCAGGAGCUGCUGAGACGGCAGCAGAGACUGAACCAGCUGGAAAACCCACCACAGAGAGAUGAGGACCACCCCCCUGAGUUCAUCAAAGUCCGAGAAAACCUGCGCAGAAUCACCACACUGACCAGCGAAGAGAGAGCGCUGUAGAGUUCCCUCCAUUCAGCUCCUGCCACUCACUCUGGCCCAGUCCUCCUCCAGCUUGUCUGAACCUGAGGACCCUAGCCCACAAUGAUGCCAGCAAGGCGCACCUGAAAGGCCAGCUAUCCCUGGGAAGCUGGAGACCCACACACACUCCCCACAGGAAAGUCUCUGGACUUUUCUUUCUGAGCAGUUAGACUUCCUGCAUUAGAGAGGAAGCCACUGCAAGGAAAGACCUCCAGAGGUGCCAUCCUUGAUACGGCUCACUGAGAUUUCCCUAGCAGAAGUGAGGAAGGGGGCCAGGGGUCCCUCCAUUCUGCCUCCGUUGCCCAAUAAGGCCUAUUUCUUGGAGCAGCUCAGCUCCUAAAGUUGGGAACAGCUCAACUCUGGCUUAACCUGAGGCCAAAGACACCUGUUUUAGAAAUCCCAGAGCAAGCAAAGAAGGUACCAGAUUUUGUAGCAAGGAAGGGCAUGGGAGGCCACAGCAGGCUGUGGCCAGGUCGGAAGAGUCCCAAGCAAAGCAAUUUUAGGCCUUUCCAGCUUGCCUCGUAGUUUGGCUUUUAUUUCUCCUCCCCACUGCCCUCCCUAAAUUACUAACCACACCUCACCACAGAGCUCCAGCUUCCAGCACAUUCUAGACAGCACACUGCCAAGUUUACUGUAUAUACAAAUCAGAGAGUCCUGUGAACAGUCCCUGGAACCUAUUUAUCUAACACACUCCUAGAGGUAGUCCAGGAUGUGGGUUUGAACAUAUAGCUAAGCUGAAGCACCCAAGAGUGGGUAUAUUAGAAAUAUCCAACUUUCUUAGCUCCCUGGCUUGGAGGUUCCCAGUGCCUCCUCUGAAGCCCCCCAAAUUCUUCGUUCACUAUCCAUAGUGGUCCCAACACACACACACACACACACACACACACACAUACACACACACACACUUGCACACAUGCACAGGAACCCUUGGCCUGGUCAUGGAAUUGUAACUGCCAAUCUUUAUUUCUUACUGGUAUAAAAACUCUAGCUUAAAUUCUAGCCAAAAAGAAGAGGGAAAGAACCUUAGCUUGCUACAAGGUUUUGGAAAGCAACUAUACAAUGAUUUCCUCUAGAAAGAUAUAUAUGGUAAUUUGAAGACCCCACUGCCAUGGUAAUGGAAUGGACUCUUAGGUCAAUAUUGCCAGCACUGUCACCUGAGACCCUGACCUUCCCCCCCCCCCAGUCUGGGUCUUCCCCAUCCAUUCUUCUUCCUCCAAAGCCCCUUCCUCCGUGACACCCGAAUACUUGAAUCUUUUGCUCCUAUGCCAUUUUUUAAGAUCUAGAAAGUAAGCCAGGCCUGAAUCCUUUCCCCUGAAGAGUGAAAUCCAUGACUCGGCUUUUAAGUCCUUUGAAGGUCAGAACAGCACUGCCAAACAAGCAGAGGUUCUCCCUCUCCAGACGGCAGAUUUCCCUGCUGGGGCGCCAGUGGCUCUGCCUCCAGGAAAUGAUGGUGUGGUGGCCAGCAGGGUCUGAGGUGAAUGGAGAUUCUGUCUCUUCCUUAUGGAUGGUGCCUGCACAGAUGUGUAACACCCUGUAACACCCACCGUGUGUGUGUGUGUGUGUGUGUGUGUGUGUGUGUGUGUUUUCUAACUCUAAAGCUCUAAAGCAGUGCUUCUCAACUUUCCUAAUGCUGCAACCACUUAAUACAGUUUCUCAUGUGGUAACCCCCUCAACCAUAAAUUAUUUUCAUUGCUUUUUCAUAACUAAUUUUACAACUACUAAAUAUCAUAAUGUAAAUAUCUGAUAUGUAGGAUUUCUGAUGUGUGACCCCCACCCCCAUGAAAGGGUCACAACCCACAGGUUGAGAAAUGUUGGUUUAAAUACAGUGAACCUAUCUUAAGCAUCUGUUGGGGAGGUUUUAUGCUGAAGAUGUGUGUUUCCUAAAUAGAGGGCUGGGGGUUGUCACCUUACAGGUACAUGUGCUGUUCUGACAUGUAAUGAAGAGCAGGACAGGGCAUCUGGGAUAGAGUAGGACCACCCAGGGGACUUAUCAGUCCCCAGAGAAAUGGCAAGUCAUGGAAAGACCUCAAGGCAGGUCAUCCAGGGGCACCAUAGUAGCUACCUUGAUUCUCUGUUAAUCCCAAUUCCAUCUCUCUCGCUGCCUCCCACCAGAGACUGUAAACCUAGAUUCUUAUCCUCCCAGCUUCCUCUGCAGGUUUGGGUGAGCAUGUGACCAGGUAUGGCCAAUGAAAUUGAAGUAGAAGUCUGCAGGAGCUACUAGAAAAGCCCAUGCCUUUUCUGAGAGCCUCACUUUGCCUCUCCCUUCUUGAUUGAGGAUGCAAUGCCUGGACCAUUAGCAACCAUGUUUUACCUGAGGAAAAGGCCAAAAGAUCCAUAAACUCUGUGAUUGUCUGACCAAGCAAGUGCCAACAGCUCUCCCUCUCCAAAAUCCUUGUAAAUAAAAAUAAACUCCUGUUUGGUAAA